CAUUUAUGGUCAGCGACCUAUCUCUCUUUGGUUGCCACAAAACAUGAUUUCCAAGACAUUUGCUGCUCCGUGAUUCCUGGCCCGACUUUACAGCAGGGGCCAGAUUGUUCUAAAGGGAAUUUACAACUUCUGCUGUGGUAAUGGCUAGUUGGGAACAUUGACACUGAGAAAACAUGCCAAGACUGCACCAGAGGCGAAUGUCCAUAGAAACCGACAAAGUGUCGGUCAAUGUCCAUCGGUUAAAACACCGACGGAUGUCCGUGGAGACGGAAAAAGUGGAAAUUGACGUGAAGCAUCUUCAUCCGCGUCGAAAAUCGGUAGAGGCGGAAAAAGUGGAAAAUGAUCUGCAUCGAUUGAAACACAGGCGAAUGUCAGUGGAGACCGAGAGUCCGUCUUUGCUGGGUUAUCUCCACCGGCGGCGGUGGUCGUGGGAUACUAUACACCACAUCAGUGACACCCUCCACCUGACCCUGAAGGGUAAGCGGCGGUCCACUCUGCCGGAGGAGGGUAUAGAGUGUGAGGGAGAGGAGACACAUCAUGGGAGGUUCCACCACUUCACGCGGUCUGUGUCAAUGACGCUGAGGAAAAAGAAAACGCCCGUACCUGCACUGGCUAUUGUGGAGUUUGAAAAUGGAAAUGUCAAACUGGUAAGGGAGUUAUUGAAUCAUUUGACAUUUUUCUUUUAUUUUUGA
Molecule: messenger RNA, 692 nt
Organism: Saccostrea cuccullata (small rock oyster)
Lineage: Eukaryota; Metazoa; Mollusca; Bivalvia; Ostreida; Ostreidae
Exons: 2
Coding region: 174-692 (172 amino acids)
Source: RefSeq, a predicted model, not a curated record